Messenger RNA from Xyrauchen texanus (razorback sucker), 2483 nucleotides. RefSeq names its product heat shock cognate 70 (gene hsc70). The transcript has 9 exons. The coding region runs from base 144 to 2075 and encodes 643 amino acids. Gene Ontology annotation, molecular function: ATP-dependent protein folding chaperone; heat shock protein binding; misfolded protein binding. NCBI's taxonomy places the organism in Eukaryota, Metazoa, Chordata, Actinopteri, Cypriniformes, Catostomidae. Gene Ontology annotation, biological process: protein refolding; cellular response to unfolded protein; vesicle-mediated transport. Gene Ontology annotation, cellular component: cytosol; cytoplasm; nucleus. The record is from RefSeq and is a predicted model, not a curated record.
CAUGGCUAUAUACAUAUUAGAGCCCAGGGCUUCUGUCUCUGAAUCCAGCAGUGCAGGAGUGCGAGCUUUGACCAAAAACGAAGAGAAAGGACACACAUUUCCACUCAUUUAUCUCUCAAAUACAACUUUGCCAAUAAGAAAUCAUGACAAAAGGUCCAGCCGUUGGAAUUGAUUUGGGCACCACCUACUCCUGUGUGGGCAUCUUCCAACAUGGGAAGGUAGAGAUCAUUGCCAAUGACCAAGGGAACAGAACGACGCCCAGCUAUGUCGCCUUCACAGACACAGAAAGACUGAUCGGAGAUGCAGCCAAGAACCAAGUAGCCAUGAACCCCACCAACACAGUGUUCGAUGCCAAACGUCUGAUUGGUCGACGCUUUGAUGACCCAGUGGUCCAGUCUGACAUGAAGCAUUGGCCCUUCAAAGUCAUCAAUGAGGGUAGCAAGCCCAAGGUGGAGGUGGAGUACAAAGGAGAGAUUAAGACCUUCUACCCUGAGGAGGUGUCCUCUAUGGUCCUCACUAAGAUGAAGGACAUUUCUGAGGCAUAUCUGGGCAAGACUGUAUCAAAUGCAGUCAUUACUGUGCCAGCUUACUUCAAUGACUCUCAGCGCCAAGCCACCAAGGAUGCUGGAACCAUUUCUGGCCUUAAUAUCCUGCGUAUUAUCAACGAACCAACAGCAGCUGCCAUCGCAUAUGGAUUAGACAAAAAGGUUGGUGGUGAACGCAAUGUCCUCAUCUUCGACCUGGGUGGUGGCACCUUUGACGUGUCCAUUCUGACAAUUGAGGAUGGCAUUUUUGAAGUUAAGUCCACUGCAGGUGACACCCACUUGGGUGGCGAAGACUUUGACAACCGAAUGGUCAACCACUUCAUUGGAGAGUUUAAGCGCAAGUUUAAGAAGGACAUCACUGGCAAUAAACGUGCAGUUCGUCGCCUACGAACAGCAUGCGAGCGUGCCAAGCGUACCCUCUCCUCCAGCACACAGGCCAGCAUUGAAAUUGACUCUCUCUAUGAAGGUGCUGACUUCUACACUUCCAUCACUAGAGCGCGUUUUGAGGAACUCAAUGCCGACCUGUUCCGUGGCACACUGGAGCCAGUGGAAAAGUCUCUGCGAGAUGCCAAGAUGGACAAGGCGCAGAUCCAUGACAUUGUGUUGGUUGGUGGCUCUACUCGAAUUCCCAAGAUUCAAAAGCUGCUUCAAGACUUCUUCAAUGGUCAGGAUCUUAACAAGAGUAUCAACCCAGAUGAAGCAGUAGCCUAUGGAGCUGCUGUCCAGGCAGCCAUCUUAGCAGGUGAUAAAUCUGAGAAUGUCCAAGACCUUUUGCUGCUGGAUGUCAUCCCACUCUCUCUGGGCAUUGAGACAGCUGGUGGUGUCAUGACGGUGUUAAUUAAGAGGAACACCACCAUUCCCACCAAGCAAACCCAAACUUUCACCACCUACUCAGACAACCAGCCUGGUGUACUGAUCCAGGUAUUUGAGGGAGAGAGAGCCAUGACGAAGGACAACAACCUUCUUGGCAAAUUUGAGUUAACGGGAAUCCCUCCCGCCCCUCGUGGAGUGCCACAGAUUGAAGUUACCUUCGACAUUGAUGCCAAUGGCAUUCUCAAUGUAUCAGCUGUGGACAAAAGCACGGGCAAAGAGAACAAAAUAACUAUCACAAAUGACAAAGGUCGUUUGAGCAAGGAAGACAUUGAGCGUAUGGUACAAGAAGCUGACAAGUACCGAGCAGAGGAUGAUGCUCAGAGGGAGAAAGUCACAGCCAAAAAUGCAUUGGAAUCCCUGGCCUUUAACAUGAAGAGCUCUGUGGAAGAUGACAAGCUGAAGGAAAAGAUCAGUGCAGAUGACAAAAAAGCCAUCACUGACAAAUGCAAUGAGGUCAUUGCCUGGCUGGACAGGAACCAGACUGCAGAAAAGGAUGAGUACGAGCACCAACAGAAGGAGCUGGAAAAAGUUUGCAACCCCAUUAUUGCCAAGCUCUAUCAGGGCACUGGGGGUAUGCCAGGUGAAAUGCCGGGUGGAUUUCCUGGAGGGGCAGGACAUGGUGCCUCCUCUGGCCCUACCAUUGAAGAAGUUGACUAAUCUCGACAGUAUGAGAUAAAGAGGAAUCCAGGCUCAUAUGUAGUGCAAUCAAACUGAAGAGUGAUUUCCAUCAGCAUUUCUCAAACAAGCUUCUUAUAAUGAAUUUGAUAACAUUUAUAUCACAGUGGUCAGUGCCGAAUGAGACCAACUUAUACCAUGUGACCAAAGCAAGUUGCACACAUUAGCUUAUAUUUCAUAACAAUAUGUAUGCACAGCUAUAAUAUAAUGGUUACAGGGUUACUAGAUAAGUUGUUACACAUAGCAAUGAAAAUACCUAACUGAAGUGGGUGGAGCCUUUUAAUUAUGAUUCUACAUGGAUGGGUUUUUAAUUGCACCACUGCUUUAUGAUUCAUUUCAAGGAGUUUACAUUAGGACUGAAGUAAUUUUAAAUAAAUCAUAUUGGAUCUU